Molecule: messenger RNA, 939 nt
Organism: Pichia kudriavzevii
Lineage: Eukaryota; Fungi; Ascomycota; Pichiomycetes; Pichiales; Pichiaceae
Exons: 1
Coding region: 1-939 (312 amino acids)
Source: RefSeq, a predicted model, not a curated record
AUGUUAAGUGUCUAUCCGACUAUGAGUUAUCCCUCUACUAAAAUAGCUCAAGCUUAUUUGCUCGCAAGUAAAGUCAAGGCUAAAUUAUCUCAAGAAGCCGUCAAAUCAGACAUUAAUUUGCAUCGUUUGGUAUGCCAGGCCAAUCUGUUGGAUAACCUUAUAGAUGAUUUGAACAGAUACGACAAAACCCCAGAUCCUUAUAGCUCUUCACAUAAGGUAUCCUACGAGUCAAUCAACACGGAGUCGGAUCCGUAUUCGCUGUUGGAUGUAAUGAACGACAAGCAGAAUUUCAAAAGUGGUGCUAUCAGCGAUGAAGAUGGUCUAAAGUAUGAGAUAGUUUAUACCUCGGAUGAUUCUGACAGUGAUGAAAGUGAUGAUGAUGAAGGUGGUGAUGAUGUUUUUUACCAUGAUGGUGAAGACGAAGCUAUUACUGAUAGCAGUCAUUUAGGCCAAACCGAGGUUGAUAUUUGCUCGGCCCUAGACAAUCUAAACAUUAAAGCGAAACCUGGAUCCCCCAUCUAUCAAAUUGAAAACAGAUGCUUUUCUAAUAGCAUUAAUCGAACAGACGACACAACUGUCGAAUAUACUCUAGCAUCUUCUGAUUCUGAAGAUGAUUCAGAUUACUCUUCGGACUCAGAAGGCGACACUUAUGAGAUGAAUAGCAUGUAUGCCUUGACCAGAGAACACUCCCAAGAUGUUCAUUUUCCUCAAUUUACAGAAGUAACUACAGAAGUCGAGAAUCGCUCAGAAGAAAAUGAGAAUUGUACAGAGACUGAUAGUUCCUCGGACGAAGACCUUUCAUCUUUGUCCAAUUGCUCUUCAGUAGCCUCCUUUGAUAAUUUCGAAUAUAUCGAAAACUCCGAUUUGAAAACGUUGUCUGAUCUCAAACUCUCUGUGUUCUCUUCACCUCAAGUUGAUUCUACCGAUGAAUUCGUAUAA